Molecule: messenger RNA, 1353 nt
Organism: Prunus dulcis (almond)
Lineage: Eukaryota; Viridiplantae; Streptophyta; Magnoliopsida; Rosales; Rosaceae
Product: COP9 signalosome complex subunit 7-like
Exons: 9
Coding region: 158-946 (262 amino acids)
Cellular component (GO): COP9 signalosome
Source: RefSeq, a predicted model, not a curated record
UAAAUAAAUAUACAGCGCACCCAAAAUUCUCUCCGCCAAAACCCAUCAAAGUCAUCCUUGUUCGUCUUUUCAAGCUCUCUUUCUGAAUUCUUUUUCUUCUUUCUUUUGAAAUUUUGGUUUUCUUUUUGCUUUUUUUUCCCCUCAAAGAGGGUUUUCAAUGGAGAUAGAGCAGAAACAAGCCCAAAUGAUCGAGCACUUUGUGAAGCAAGCCUCUAGUCUGCAAGGGUCUUCUCUCGUCAGCCUCAUAGUCCAAGUCACUUCUCAUUCUUCUCUCUUCGCUUUCUCUGAGAUUUUGGCUGUCCCCAGUGUGCUCGAGCUUCAAGGAACUGAUUAUGCUGUAUACAUUGAUCUGCUUCGUCUCUUUGCUCAUGGUACAUGGAGCGACUACAAGAGUAAUGCUAGCCUUCUUCCACCACUAACCCCAGAUCAAAUCACCAAGCUGAAGCAACUUACUGUGCUCUCUCUAGCUGAGAUAAACAAGGUUUUAUCCUAUGAUCAACUUCUUGAGCAGCUUGAUCUUUCAAAUGUGCGCGAACUUGAAGACUUUCUUAUCAACGAAUGCAUGUAUGCGGGCAUAGUCAAAGGGAAGCUGGAUCAUUUGAGAAGAUCUUUUGAGGUUCAAUUUGCAGCUGGCAGGGAUUUGAGGCCUGGACAACUAGGGAAUAUAAUACAGACUUUAGAUGAUUGGUUAAACACUACAGACAAUGUGCUUCUCACAAUUGAAGAGAAGAUCAAAUGGGCAGAUAAAAAGUGUGCGUUGAAUACAAUACACCAAAAGCAAAAGGCAGUCAAGGACAAGGUGGAAGAAGUAAAGAAGUCUCUUUUUAACAGGGGUGGGCGUGACUUCCAAGCACUCGAUGACGUCCUGUUUGGUGAAACAGCUGGGUUAAUGGACUAUGAAGAAGAUCGCACCCGAACCAAGAGGAGAAGGUCGCCAAUAUAUUGAGAAGUGCAGGGAGGGUGGAUCCGUUUGAUGUCUUUUAAAUGACGUUCUGGUUAAUUUUUUUCAGGGCAUAUUGCAAUCAUAAGAUAUAACUCCUGAUUGAGCUUAAUCUUAGUCAUUGUUUCAAUUGAACCAUGGAGAAGAAAUCAAACGUUUCCGUGUUUUGUUGCUCAAAGGUGGUGCUAUUGCAAGAAAACUGACCCCAGACAUUUCGAAGCUUGACGUGUAUUAAAGCUUUAUACCAUAUAACUGAAGUAUCUCAAAUUAGUAAUGUUGUAUCCACCUUCAUAGGGUUGUGAUUUUGGUUUUCAGAUUGGUAUUUUCAUAUAACAUUUAAGGGGUCAUCGGAAGAAUUUUCAAUCCCUCUUUACAUGAAAUGCUAUAUAUAAUAUGUUGCUCCUCUUGAAUGA